UUUUGUCACAAACCAGGUGGAAUCAAUCAACCAAAUGCUUGUCUGAAUAUUUUUUCCAUGUGGGUUUCGUCAAUAAGGUUAGCUUCUUGCAGAAAAUUUUUCAAGAACAUUCAAUUUAUUCGAUUGAAAUCAGCUUCUUCAGUAGCUCAAUUAAGUCCAUAUUUGUCAGAUUCUAGUUCUGAUGAACAAAUUGGAAAUACCCACAUGAAAAAUAAUGAGUUAAGUAACAAUACGAUUGAGGUGAACUCGUAUUGGGUUACUGAAAUGCUUAAUAGUUUAAGGGAAGAGCCUAAUGAUGCUUUAUCAUUUUUUCGUCAGUUGAAAGAAAGUGGGUUUAAACAUGAUAUUCAGACUUAUAUGGCUAUGAUUAGGACAUUUUGUUAUUGGGGUAUGGAUAUGAAGUUGGAUUCUUUGUUUUUAGAGGUUAUAAAUUUGGGAAAGAAGGGGUUGGGUUUUGAAGUUUCUGACUUGUUUGAGGAAUUGGUGGAGGGGUUGAAUGCUGAGGGCCCCAAUUCGUUGGUUCGGGCUUUAGAUGGAUUGGUUAAGGCUUAUGCUAGUUUAAGGAUGUUUGAUGAAGCUAUUGAUGUUUUGUUCCAGACAAAAAGGUGUGGUUUUGGAUUGAGUGUGUUGUCGUGUAAUUAUCUCAUGAAUAGGCUUGUUGAGUAUGGGAAAGUAGAUAUGGCUGUGGCGGUUUAUAAACAGUUGAAGAGGAUUUCGGUGAGUCCAAAUGUGUAUACUUAUGGAAUUGUGAUCAAGGCGUUAUGUAGAAAAGGCAAUUUUGAAGAAGCAGUUGGUGUAUUUGAGGAGAUGGAGAAAGCCGGUGAAACUCCUAAUGAGUUUACUUAUUCUACUUACAUUGAAGGGCUUUGCUCGUAUGGUAGAUCAGACUUGGGCUAUGACGUAUUGCGGGCGUGGAAAGGGGUAAAUUUACCCCUUGAUGUCUAUGCCUACACUGCUGUAAUUCGUGGGUUUGUUAAUGAGAAGAAGCUGCAAGAGGCAGAAAUGGUGCUGCUUGACAUGGAGGAGCAAGGAAUGGUCCCUGAUGCCGUUUCUUAUGGGGCUGUAAUUAAUGGAUACUGCACUGCAGGGAACAUUUCUAAAGCUCUGGCUUUCCAUGACAAGAUGGAAACAAGGGGUAUCAGAAGUAAUUGUGUGAUUUUUAGCUUAAUUCUUCAGUGCUUGUGCAAAAAUGGCAAGGCAUGUGAUGCCGUUGAACAGUUCAGUAGUUUUAAGAAGAAAGGUAUUUUUCUUGAUGAGGUGGCUUAUAAUGGUGUAAUUGAUGCUUUGUGCAAACUCGGUAGGUUUGAAGAGGCUGAGAAGUUGCUCGAUGAGAUGAAGGAUAAGAGGAUGACACCUGACAUCGUGCAUUACACUACUUUAAUAAAUGGCUAUUGCCUCCAUGGACAAAUUUUAGAUGCGAUGGGUUUAUUUGAUGAAAUGAAACAAAAAGGCUUGAAACCUGACAUUAUUACUUAUAAUGUGCUUGCUGGUGGAUUUUCUAGAAAUGGCCUUGUUAAAGAGGCACUUCACCUUUUGGACCAUAUGAAAGGACAAGGCUUGAUGCCAACCACUGUCACACAUAAUGUGAUUAUUGAGGGCUUAUGUAUUGGAGGUUAUGGGGAAGAGGCUGAAUUAUUUUUCGAUAGUUUGGAAAAUAAAUCCGCAGAAAAUUAUGCUGCCAUGGUGAAUGGGUAUUGUGAAUUAGGCAAUACCAAAGAUGCUUUUGAGCUUUUCGUUAGACUAUCAAAACAAGGUGCUUUAAUUAAAAGGAAAUCUCGUUUGAAGCUUCUAAGUAGCCUAUGCCUUGAAGGAGAAUAUGGAAAAGCGUUAAAGUUGUUCGAGAUAGUGUUGUCAUUAGGUGAUGGCACUUGCAAAAUAAUGUGUAACAAACUAAUAGCUUCCUUAUGUAGUGCUGGAGAUAUGAAAAGGGCCAGGUGGGUGUUUGAUAAUCUGGUUUGGAGAGGAUUUACACCUGACGUGGUCAUUUAUACCAUGAUGUUAAAUGGUUAUUGCAGGGUAAAUCGCUUGCAGGAAGCCCUUUAUCUUUUCGAUGAUAUGAAGAAAAGGGGUAUUUCUCCUGAUGUUAUCACUUAUACAGUUAUGCUUGAUGGCUAUUCUAAGAAUUUAAAGAGAGAUCGAUUGUCAUCAGAUACAAGGAGGAAUGGCAGAGAAAGAAAGGAUACAGGGUCAGUUUUUUGGACUGAAAUGAACGGGAUGGAAUUAACUGCUGAUGUCAUUUGUUACACUGUUUUGAUUGAUAGUCACUGUAAAUCAGACAACAUUGAUGAUGCUAUUCACCUUUUCACUGAAAUGAUUGAUAGAGGUUUAGAACCUGAUAGUGUGACAUACACAGCUCUAAUAUGUGGCUAUUGUAAGCAAGGACAUGUUGAGAUGGCUAAAGAACUUGUGAAUGAUAUGUGGAGAAAGGGAAUACAACCAGAUAGCCAUACCAUCUCAGCACUACAUCAUGGAAUCAUAAAGGCCAAAAAGUUGCACCUUAGGCAUGACAAUAACUCAGCCCAAAAUCGGAGGUUAUCUAGUGUAGUUUUGGCAAGGCACAAGUUUGUUGCAUGGAGAUGAUAAAUAUUCAUUUGAAUGUGAAGAGCACAUACUUUGGUAAUACUGGAAAGAGAAGAGUUGGUGCUCCUGAUGUAACUAAGCCAGCAGCGGUCAUCAUGAGGCCUGAAAAUCAGACGUUUGAUGCUGUUGAUGGAAAGCAAGAAAGACCAACAUUCCUCUGUCCACUUGAUCAUGAUGUGAUGGACUUGCAUGAGCAUUUGAAGCCUUGGCUUUUGGGACCACUGCUAUGUGUGGAUAAGAUACCUUCUGGUUCUGGGUUAUAUCAACUGUUCCUUUCUACUGCAUUACCUGACGACAGUAUGUAACUCUUCAGUAUAUUUAUUCGGUAGGCAAUGGAACAUAUAAUUCCAAGAAUCCUCAAAGCAGAAAUGGAUUCUUGUUUUAUCUAACGAAGAGUCCAGAGAAGUCUUUGCUUUAAACUAACAUCGGGAGACAAGGUUAGGCACUGGCAACGCAGCAUCUAUUCCAGGCACUAAGCCAACAGGGGGUGCUAACCGAUCACCCAACCCACAGCAGAUGCCCAAGUGUUGGAGUUCCAGCGAAUGAGGGAAUACUCUCUCAUUCCUAGACACCUCGUCUAUGUAUUGCAUCUCCCUCAAUGGCUAAGAAGGUAGGUGCACCGUGAUAUGAUAAGGGCAUUGAUGCAUGGAACGUUUACAUCUUCUGAUCUUUCAUAAAUGCGAGUGUUUAGUUAGUGAAUCUUACAGUUUCAGAAUGCAUUAAGGAUAGUAGAUUGAAUAGUUGGAUUAAAUGACACAGUAAACUCUUAUAGUCCAAUGAUGUAAUUUUACCAUAUUUUUAUUACUCUAAUAAUAUAACAUUUGAUAUGUUC
Molecule: messenger RNA, 3412 nt
Organism: Solanum lycopersicum (tomato)
Lineage: Eukaryota; Viridiplantae; Streptophyta; Magnoliopsida; Solanales; Solanaceae
Source: RefSeq, a predicted model, not a curated record